This is a messenger RNA of Dalotia coriaria, 1058 nucleotides long. RefSeq lists its product as uncharacterized. The transcript has 2 exons. The coding region runs from base 30 to 980 and encodes 316 amino acids. The record is from RefSeq and is a predicted model, not a curated record. Lineage: Eukaryota; Metazoa; Arthropoda; Insecta; Coleoptera; Staphylinidae.
GCUUAACAGGCGAGAAAGUAGCUAAAAAAAUGCGUCUGAAUAAAAAUUUCAACCCAAAACUUCUCUUCGUGUUAUUCAUAGUAUUCGCUAUUAUUUUCUACGUACUCUACGCUUCGCAACAAAAUGGUCUUAGAAAAUUAUUCGGAAAAAUUAAUUCACUUGAAGACACUGAUGCACUAAUUGAUUCAUUGAGCGACAAUAAUUUGUCACUAGACAAUAUGAUAAUGGAAUAUUCAGAAGACGAUAGUUCAAGUACAGUGGGCAAAAGCGAAGAGGAUGAUAUAUCAGAAAUUCCAUUUUUGGAACCUGUUAUAUUAAUGGAAAAUAACAUUAUUGAAGAUGAUACUGGUACAAAAGAGAAUGACAGUAUUAUAGUGCUACCACAAGAUAUAAUAGUACCUGAGCAGAUUAUUGCUGCAAUUGGGCAAGAUGUUCCUAUAGAUUUUGUAAAAGAAUUAGAAGGAGAAGACAAAAAAGUACAAUUUUUAAAUGUUGAUGAAGAUCAAGUUGAUGAAGAAGCAGGAAAAGAAAGUCUUGAUCCAGAAGACGAAAUAAAUGAAAACAGUAAACUUAUAGUUUCCGAAGAAAAACUACUACAGAAUGCAUUAAAACCACUAGUACUCGAAACUGAUAGUAAAACCAAACAAGAUCUUGAAGUUAAAAUCCCCGACAAACCAAAUGGUAUGGAUAAGGUUGAAGAAUUCAUGUUUGAGGAAGAAAAAAAACUGCGCAAGGAAUUUGAUGCUCUCCAGGCUGACUCAAGAAAAGAAUACAAAGACAAUCCUAUGUUCGUCUUGUUAGAUAGUAUUUUAACAAAUGCAGAGGAUAAAUUAUUAGCAGAUGUUCGAAAGGAUACCAAAGAUUUAUUGGGACAGAUUAAUACCCAUGAAGAUCCUGAGAUAAAUAAAUCUAAACGUAAAAUAAAAGAAUCUUCAAAAUCAAAAACGUCCGACUUGUUGGAAUUGGCAACAAUAAUUUAACAUUACAUUUUAAUGCCAUUAUAUUGUAAUAGAAUUAAACAAUAAAAGUUUCGAGAAAUAAAUAGAAUGUAACUAUGA